Messenger RNA from Parasteatoda tepidariorum (common house spider), 5789 nucleotides. RefSeq names its product bridge-like lipid transfer protein family member 3B. The record is from RefSeq and is a predicted model, not a curated record. Lineage: Eukaryota; Metazoa; Arthropoda; Arachnida; Araneae; Theridiidae.
AACUGUAACUGUUAGACUGCAGAUCGUAAACAUCUGUAAGGGUGACAGUUUCGGAAUUUUUUUUGUUGAUUAUUGUAAAAUGAUUAAAUCGUCACAUUUGACUACAUUUGUUCACUUGUCCUGUUUAUAAAAAAAAACCAUUUUUAAUGUCUUUCCGUUUUUAUUUUAUUUUUUUCAAUAUUCAUGAAUUUCUAACAUAAACAAUUGAUGGCUUCCAUUUUCAAGAAUCAAGUGCUUAAGCACUUAUCCAAAUUUGCCAAAAAUCUAUCUCCAGACAAGCUACACAUAAGUACUUUGAAAGGUCAUGGAGAAUUGCGUAAUUUGGAACUGAAUGAAAAAGUGCUGACAGAAUUACUAGAACUUCCUGCUUGGCUGUCUUUAACAAAAGCUACUUGCAAUCAUGUUACACUUCAGAUAUCAUGGACUAAACUGAAAUCUGUUCCCAUUCAUCUUUCUUUAGAUGAAGUAGUUGUUGAAGUGGAAACAUGUGAAGAUUUGAGACCUCUUACUCCAGUGGCAAAUGAACCAAGUUAUAAGUCUGGAGGAAAAUAUGGAUUUUCAGAUCGAGUUAUAGAUGGCAUGACUGUUGUAGUAAACUCUGUUGUCAUAAAGUUUAAUUCUCCUGCAUUUCAAGCUUCUUUUCAACUCUCACGAGUUGUGCUUGAAAGCUAUUGUCCCUUUUUUAAGAAGAAGGAUCUUCGAUUAUCACGCAUAAAAGAACCAGACAGAGGUGAAGUAUUACUUUUUAAAAGACUUGAAUGGCAAGUCCUGCGAAUUGAAGCUAAAUCCCGAGACAAUGAAGCCAAUGGUCUUCGAGGAGAUAUACCAUUAACACCCUUGCGUUUGAUUACCAAUCAAGGGUGUUGCAAAAUGACAAUAAAAAAGAAACUUAGUGACUGCAGUGUCAUUGGAUCACGCCUUAUCUUUGUAUUAGACGAUUUACUAUGGGUGUUAACUGAUGCUCAACUAGUUGCAGCUCUUCAUUUUGUCCAGUCUUUAAGUGGAUUGGUUCAAAGGGCUACUGAAUUGGCCCAAAAGGCAAAAGCUAAACAAAAAUUGGAGCAACAACCUGACAAACAUACAUAUGGUAGUCAUUCUAAAUCAAGUAUCCCUAUAUCUCCAGCAUUUUAUCGUCAUGAUGUAAUUGAAACAUCCUAUCAUGUUUUAUGUAGCAGAAUUGAUUUACAUUUAUGUGAUGAUAUGGAUCCCAAAGAUGGACGUUCUCAACAUCCUUAUUUGAAAGGGGGAGGAGCAUUGCAAGUAUCCUUAGACAAAUUAAUAAUAGAUUACUAUCCUUACCACCGAGCUUUUUCCAGUCGAGAGCAUUGGUUGUACUAUUCUGAACCAUCUUCUAGUCGUAGUUCGUGGGUGCAGCAGCUUUUGACAUUGUUUCAUGAUAAAUUGCAGUCGAAAGUAGAAUUGAAUGUGUCUUAUGAUAAUACUAAAGAAAGUCCCAAACACUGCCCUCAAAAAUCUUCUCCUUCAGCUGAAAAUAUUGUGACUGAUUCUCCUACUACUCCUGAUGACAGACCAUUGCUAACUCGUAAAGCAAGCACAAUAAGUAAUUCUUCAGGAACACUCACUCCUGAUACAUCUCGCCGCAGUAUUGGAGGACUGAGUCGUAAAUCUUCUUUACAAUGGAACUAUCGUUAUCUUAUGUCCAGUUGUUUUAUACUUAGACUUGAAGACAUAGUUGCAUAUAAAGUUUCCACAUCUACUUCUUCUAGAAAGCAUGCCAUUGAAAAGUUUUUAAUUUAUAACAAGAGUGCUCACAUGCCAUCUGACAUUAAAACAAUCCAUUUGGAACAAACUUCUUAUUACCUACCUGGAGAUUUUGAUUUUUUUGUGCCUUCUCCUAACCUAUUUUUACACAUUGGUCCCUUAAAGUUAUAUUUGGAUACUCCUACAAUGCUGUGGAUAAAUGCUUUUUAUCUGAAUUUAGAAAAAUGUUUGAUGUCUUUAAAAAUGGGAACAACAGAGACGCCAUCAUAUGUUAAUAUUAGAGUAGAAGCACUUUUGCCACAGGUUGUCAUUCCAUCUGAUGCUCAUUCACCAACUCAACCAGAUAGGCCUCGUACACUACAACUACAAGCAUCUCGUGUAGUUGCGACUAAUUGUCGUCUUGGUGACCACACUACUAAGAAUGACCUAAAAGAAUGUUUAUAUAUUUUAAAUUCAAAGGAAAUUUUUUCAAACACUUCAAAAUUUCCUUGGAGAAAUGAUAGGAAGCCAUAUUCUAAUGUAUUCUUUGAGCAUGUGGAAGGUAAAGAACAUGGUACUUUGCCGAUUAGUAUAUCAAAAGAUAUUUUAACAGAAUCAACAGACAUUUGGAGUAUUUACUUAGAUCCAUUUUGGGCUGAGUUCACAGUGUGUGAGUCGGGCAGAAUCAGACUUCAACCAUUCAUAGAUCCUCUUCCUAUUACAAUUUGGUUUUACAGUUCUCAGAAACCUAAAGAAGUUUUAAGAAACUCAUUGACUACAAAUGGAGUGGAAAGUUCGAAACUUCAUUUACCAAACCUUCAAUCAUAUGUGUGCCAAAAUAAUAUUAAUAUAAAUUCAAGUGAAGAAACCAAUCCUCCAAUAAUGAAUGAUAAUUACAAUAAUAAUGAACAUGAUGUUGAUGAAGCAGACAUUUAUCUGUUGUUACAUGUUGAUUCCUUAGUCAAUAUUCAGCUGUCACAUUUCCAAUAUUUAUUUGUUCUUAGAGCUGCUGAUAUUCUUACUGACAUGAUGGAGCAUUUGGAAAUUGAUACUAAUAUUAUCAUCAAAAAUAAACCUGUCUUAUCCCUGUGUACAUCGGUUUGGUUGCCACAAGUUGAACUGUCAUUAGUAUUAAGGAACUUGAAUCAGAUGUCUGCAACAUCAGAUUCGGUAGAUUUAGCAUCACUACAAGAAGAUUGCUCAAGUGCAAGUGAUAUCCCGCAUAAUUACGGAAAGAAAAUCUUACAGUCGAAAAGCUCUUUUUCUAUUGGGGACUACGAUAAUCCUUCGAAGAGGUCUAAUCAAGAAACUCUUUGCUCUGGUCUUUUGGAGGACUGUUGCAUGGAGAAUGGACUACCAAAAUCUUGUAGUGAUUCCUUGCUCAACUGUCACUCAUCAGGCUCAUCACAAGGUCUAGAUACACCUAUUCAAGAAAUCCAACCAUCUGCUGCAACAGAAACAUUUCAGAAAGGGUUUCAGAGUGGAACGUCCGCCAUGAAACGAGGAUUGUGCUCUCUGGUUGCAAGCAUUGAUUCUGCCCUGACGAAGAGUGAUGCUUACUCAUCGACUGAUGUUGAAAACUCUUCCUUUCCGGAUGAUGAUGCAAUAUCUAUCAAAAGUGAUUUGUCCUCUGAUUUAGAUCAGUUUGUUUUAGUAAAUCAGGAUGGCUCUUUGGAUGAUGAAUUCUUUCAGCAUGCUAGACCUGAGAUAGGAGUUGAUGUUGCGAGCAGAAUGAAAGAAGGCUCCAUUAUAAGCAAUUAUACACUUAACAGUGAAAAGAAAAAGGAAAUGGUUUCAAUUACAACAUUCAAGUUCGGCAAAGUUGGGUGUAUUUUCCAUUCAAAAUUAGCUACUAGUAUUUUAUUGCAUUGUGAUCAGAUUGAGACGAAGGAAGAAUCUGCAAUAUCAUGGGAAAAUUUCCAGAACUAUUUUUCCACAAGAGCUAGAGCAUGGAAAAAUGAAAAGGACGUUAUUCUCAGAGAUUGUGAAUUCAGUAUGAGACUUGAUAAAGAUUACAUGCAAGAAAAAGACAACUCUCAACUCGGAGCUGGGUUUCUAAGUGUUCUUGCUAGCAAUUUAUACCUUCAGUUACAAAUGAAUAAUAUAUCUGGUCUUGUGGAAUUUUUCGAAGAUGAAAUUGUUGCAAAACCUAUGCCAUCUAAAAUAAUAUUAGAUAACCUGCAAGUACAAUUACAGGAAGAGCAACCUCCUUCUGGUUUAGUCUCUCCUAAUGCAGCUCCUUUGAACAUAAGCUUGCCUGGUUGCAUUAUUGAGAGAACUUUAGAUGGAACUUUAAGUGUACUUCCUUUGCCUCCAGGAUAUGUUCAAAAGAAUUUAGGCGAUCUCUUGAAUCAUAGCAUUCCUCAUAAAAUCCUUUCGAAACAACCUAAUGUUAAUCAUACUGAAUCAUGUGGCAAUGGUGAGAGUUUAGAGGCUUUUGUCUGUGAUACAUCCAGUAACGAACUACUGUCCGUUGCUAGAUUACUUCAAGAUAACAAAGAACUUCGAUCGAAAUUAAAUCUUAUGAAAAAUUUAGAACAAGAAAAUGACAUUCUGAGACAAGAACUGAGCAUGCUACGCAGUACUGUAAGUGAUGAUAAAUUAAAACAACUCCUUGAAUCACGCAGAGAGAUAAGGAGGCUUGAGCAUGAAAACAACACAUUGCAGGAAACUUUAAAGCUAUUACAAACUGAAGUUACGAAAUUAAAAAUUGAAAAACAAAGAAAUAAAUAUCUAUAAGAAAAUUUAUUUAUCUGUUUGCCUAUUGAUAUCUGUACUUCUUUAGUCGUCAAUGUCCGCUUAUUAUGAAAGAAAUGGCAGCCAUAUUUUUGAUGGAUGUAUGAGCUAUGUGUGAUGAAAAUAUUUAAAGUUAAAAUGUUUCAUGUAAUAAAUUGUAGUCAUAUGUUGAUAAUGAUGAAUUUUCUAAAAAGUGUUACAUUUGAUUUCCUUUUUUGUUUCAUAUAUGUUUUAUUCAGUUUUGUUUAAAAGUUUUUUUUUUUCUCUAAAUAUCAUGUAAGCAUUUUUGUGUUUUAAAAGAGUUGACUCCCUUUUCCACUCUUGUUAGAAAAAGUUAGCAAGUCUACCCUUUGCAUACUUUUCUGUAUGUUAAAAAAAAAAAAACAUUCUAAGGAAUACUUUCUUUUAAUUAUCCAGCCUAAAUCAAAGUAAUUUUUGUCAAUUGACUUAAAUUGUGACAGUUAAAUUGUGUUGUUUCUUUGUUUAUUAUAUAGGUUUUUCAUUAUUUUAAUACAUGCUGUUUUAAAGUUUAGCAAUAAUUAAAGAUUUAUAUUAUUUUAGAGCUAGAGAAUAUUAUAGCAUUAUAAAGAAUCAGGGUAAUAAAUGCUCAUAUUUUGUUUUGUUAUUUUAUUUUUAUUAUUAUUUUGUAAUUAGUCCAUAUACUUAAUUUUGUUUAUUAUAAUUAUCUAUAGUGAAGAUUGGUAGAAAAAAAAUGGGUUUUUGAAUAUAUUGAUCUAAAGAUGCUGUACACUAUGUACUCUUAACUCUUUCCUACAACACUUUUUGUAAUUGUAAUUUUUUCAUUCAGUUUUGAAUGUCUUUGAAAAUAAAAAUUAUCAUCUCUUAUAUUAGUGUUAAAGGUUGUGUUUUAAACAUUUCUCCUUUUGAUGAUUUUUAGUUCUUUAAUAAAAACAGCUUCAACAUAUUCCUUCUUUUAAGCAAAAAUUAUCAAGUUUCAAAUCACCUCCCAUGGUUUCAAUGCUUACAUAAUAUUUGAAAUCCUUUAAUACAGUUAACUCCCAAGUAUCAAGGGACACUAGUGUGUAUUAUAAGUUGCAUAGAACAAACCUUAAUUAAAGAAAUAAAAUUGUUUCCAUGAAAAGGUAAGGAUAUUUUUAUGGGCAAAUACUGAUAAAGAAAGAAAAUAUCAAAAUAUGGUGCUUAUUAAAAAAUGUUUUAUUAGUUUAUAUAAUAAAAGAAGAGGAAAGUCAUAAGAGCCAAAAGUUACCACAUAUUCAUUAGAAGAUAUUCUGUAAGUAAUGUUACUUAUUAGUGGUAAUAGUUUAUUUUUCGAAAGUUUACUUUUAAACUAAUUCUAAAUAUUGUUAAAUAGUCUAUAAUACUUAUUACUA